Molecule: messenger RNA, 735 nt
Organism: Ailuropoda melanoleuca (giant panda)
Lineage: Eukaryota; Metazoa; Chordata; Mammalia; Carnivora; Ursidae
Product: cytochrome P450 3A12-like
Exons: 3
Biological process (GO): steroid metabolic process; oxidative demethylation
Molecular function (GO): iron ion binding; oxidoreductase activity, acting on paired donors, with incorporation or reduction of molecular oxygen; heme binding
Source: RefSeq, a predicted model, not a curated record
AUUGUGUAUUAUUUGUAUCCUGACAAUAAUUUCUUAAAUGGCACAAUUAAUUAAAGUAACAUAUUGUGGUCUGGUUUAUCCAAAGAGGCUCUAGUCCAGAAGAUAAAAGGCUAAGAGGUCCAGGAAUGUCCUGUUCCUUUGGUCACUCCAGAGAUGUCCAAGAGGCCACUGAUCUCAGUGCUGUAGUGGUGGCCCUUUUGUAUGACUUGCCCUGGCUUAGUCCUUGGCUUGAAAGUUGGAGGAAAGUUCAUAGAGGGAGUGACUCCUGGUUUGAAAGACUCCUGUUCUUUUACUCUUCUAAUUGGUAGAGCAAAGUAUAAUUACUCCAAGUAAAUUUUGCAUUUUCCUUUGUGCUUUCCUUUGUUCUUUUUCCUUACAGUACUCUUUCCAUUCCUUACCCCAGUUUUUGAAAGAUUAAAUAUCUGUGUGUUUCCAAAGAGUGUUACUGACUUUUUCACAAAAUCCGUAAAAAAGAUGAAAGAAAGUCGCCUCAAAGAUAAACAAAAGCACCGAGUGGAUUUUCUCCAACUGAUGAUUAACUCCCAGAAUUCUGAAGAAACAGACACCCAUAAAGCUCUGUCUGAUCUGGAGCUCGUGGCCCAAUCUAUGACCUUUCUUUUUGCGGGCUACGAGACCACUAGCACUUCUCUUUCCUUCUUUGCCUAUGAAUUGGCCACUCACCCUGAUGUCCAGCAGAAACUGCAGGAGGAGAUUGAUGCCACUUUCCCCAAUAAG